This is a messenger RNA of Adelges cooleyi (spruce gall adelgid), 989 nucleotides long. RefSeq lists its product as uncharacterized. NCBI's taxonomy places the organism in Eukaryota, Metazoa, Arthropoda, Insecta, Hemiptera, Adelgidae. The record is from RefSeq and is a predicted model, not a curated record. The coding region runs from base 84 to 629 and encodes 181 amino acids. The transcript has 5 exons.
UAUAAGAAUUAUUAUGCGGUAGAUUCAAUCUAGAUUUAAUUGUUAUAUCUUCUAGUUGAGUGCGAAAAAAUAUUAAUACAAAAAUGAAUAUUAAGUGUAUGAUUUUGUUAUGUGUAACAUUUUAUAUUCCAGCGAUAAAUGCUAUCGAGAAACCGGAAUUAGAUUUUCUAUGGAACGCAAUCAAAAAUGUUAAAGUCGAAAAAGACUAUAUACACUUGUCCGACCUCGUUGCUUAUUACGAUUAUAAUGAGAUAACAGUACUAUUUACUGCCGUAACAACAAGAUUUGGAGUCCCAUUUAAGAAUGAUGAAGGCGAUCCAGACGUGAAAUUAGAGUAUGAUGGAUUUAUCAAGGCCGCAGAUGAAGGCUUUAUACCAAGAUGGGAAUUAUAUUUGAUGCGUGAUAAAUUUGAAGAAAUCGCCUCACGGGGACCAUAUGGACUCCAAAUAUUUUUCGACGAUAUAAAAAAGCAUGAUAAAUAUAGUAAAACAAAAAUCAAUGCUAUUAUGAAAAAAUUCGGAUGCGGUUUAAAAGAAGAACAGCCUAGACUAUCUUUCUUUGGAUUUAUAAGAGCGGUGAACGCUGGUAAAUAUCCAGUGCUCGACUUAAAUGCUCGUCUUUGCAAGUAGGCAUGCGUUGGAGCCGAUAACCAUAAGAAGCAGACACCAUAAAUCAAUCAUAAUAUAUAUAUUUCUGUUUUUAAAUAUUGUUAUUAUUAUUUAAAUAUUACUAUUUGAUUUCAUACAAAUUUAUCAUUUAUGUGUAUACAAAUUCUGAAUAUUUAUAUUAAGUAUAUUUAUUUGUUAUUUACUGAUUUAUAUUUUUCUUAUUAUAUAAUAUAUGCAUUUUUUUUCUUUAGAGACACCUGUCUUUUAAAAUAAAGAUUUUAUCCUUAACGAUGGACGAUACAGUGUUGUAUUGAUAUAUUAUGUAAACUGUUCAAUACUGUUAAAUAAAAAAUUAUUAUUGUUUCCGUUAACAACUCCUUU